Pomacea canaliculata is the source of this 972-nucleotide messenger RNA. Its product is annotated as lithostathine-1-beta-like. Gene Ontology annotation, molecular function: signaling receptor activity. The transcript is spliced from 6 exons. Bases 96 to 563 code for a protein of 155 amino acids. NCBI's taxonomy places the organism in Eukaryota, Metazoa, Mollusca, Gastropoda, Architaenioglossa, Ampullariidae. The record is from RefSeq and is a predicted model, not a curated record.
AACGAGCGAUUGUACGUAAGCAGCGAUCAGACAAGGUCUUCCCGACAACAGCCCUAUAGACAGGUUAGAGUAAGCCAAGACACCACUAGCAGACAAUGAGGGCUGCCUCACACUUCAAAUCCUGCAAAAUCGCGACAGUCGUCCUUCUUACCGCCUUGUGUCCGUAUGUGUCAACACAGUGUCCACAGGGCUGGCAGGCGUUUGAAGACAGCUGCUACGUUUUCAUUAUCCAGCCUGUGGCUUGUAUGGAUGCAGUGAUUUUUUGCAACAAGUUCGGAGGGAAUCUUGUGGAGAUUACAUCUGAAUCAAAAAACGCCUUUGUUACCAAAAUGUUGAACACCACAAAUAUGCGCAGCACGUGGCUUGGCAUUCACGACCUCCUACAAGAUGGUCAGUGGCAGUACUUCAGCAGUGCCAGACCAGCCACCUUCUUCAAGUGGCCUGAGGGAACUGCCAGUGUCACGGGACCUGAAGGGUGUGCAUACCUGUCCCACCUUGGCUUCUGGACGAGAAGAGGCUGCGCUGGCUGGGGACACAACUUUGUGUGUGAGCAAAAAAUAUAGGAGGUUGAGUAACUAUAAAGAAAAAUCCUCGAUAACCUCAACGUCCUGAAUGAUCGCCGUGCAGGCAGCUCCCUAACGGCCCUGAAGUCCACUCACGUCUGUACAACACACUUACCUACACUUGAGCUUCUGUAGGGAUUAUGUCAGAUAAGUCUGUUGAAAAUCCUGAACAUAUUGCCAUAAAUAUUGACAUUAAACCUUCUGUCAAGAUAUACAAGCUACUGGCAUCAAGUGUAUGGUGCCAUGAUGCAUCCUGUCACACCACCAUCAACAGCACUGUGCUCAAACAUUCCAGGGACCACGUCGUGCAGCAUCUUCACCUGAGGGACAACUAGUCAGUCAUCUGUUCAGACGGUUUUGUUAUCAAUAAAUGUUAUAAAGGUGUGUAUUGUGUUACGGUCAAAAUCGA